CAGGACUCUCCUGACGCAUCAUCUCUCGGGCAGCGAUUCUACAAGCGACAUGUGUAUCCAAGAACAAAAGCGAGUGGCUGAGCCUCCGAGGAACUAUGGGACGGGCUGUCACGGACAUGUCACGCCACACGUGCUGGGUCACUCCGGUCACUACCGUUCUGAAGCUCUACCAUGUUCCGGCGGGCAUUGUCCAACGUCGCUCGUUCGGUGCCCUCUCGCGCAUUCGCCAACUCUGCAGCAUCUGUCCCUACUGAAAUACCUACGUCGACCAGCACACCCACCACCCUUCAAGCGCCCAACGCUCCCGCGAUAUGGUCCACCAACCAACAGCCUCGGACUGAUGCUAUGAGUGGUCCACGUUUCGAGCAGACGGCCAUGGAACUCCAGCCUAAUUCUCUGUCUGCAAUGCAACUCAUCAGCGAAGUGUCGGUAAACAUGGUGCAUGGGCGCAAGGCGGUCUGCGAUGGUGGAGGAGGCCCAUUGGGUCACCCUAAGAUCUACCUCAACCUUGACUUGCCUGGCGCGCGGUCAUGUGGAUAUUGCGGCCUUCGUUUUGAGCAGGUGCAUGACCACCACUAG
Molecule: messenger RNA, 579 nt
Organism: Mycena citricolor
Lineage: Eukaryota; Fungi; Basidiomycota; Agaricomycetes; Agaricales; Mycenaceae
Source: the annotation of a GenBank genome assembly